AUGGCCGAGGUGAAGGAGCAAGCCUUCUACAUGCGCAAAGCCAUCGACGGAGACAAUGUGCGGGACGCGUUGAAGAACGCCUCCAACAUGAUUUGUGAGCUCCGUACUUCCCUGCUGUCUCCGAAGAAUUACUUCGAGCUGUACAUGCAGGUCUUCAACGAAAUGCAGCACUUGGCUGGUUUCUUCGGGGACAAGGGCCGGCACAAGAAGAAGAUGAUUGAUCUCUAUGAGUCAGUGCAGCAUGCUGGCAACAUUCUGCCCAGACUGUACUUGCUAGCAACAGUGGGGGCGGCUUACAUCAAGUCCCUGGAAGCUCCAGCGAAGGAAAUUCUCAAGGACGUCAAUGAGCUGUGUAAAGGCGUGCAGCAUCCUCUUCGAGGGCUCUUCCUCCGGUAUUACCUGUCACAGAUGCUGAAGGACAAGCUGCCAGAUACCGGCUCUGGCUUCGAAGGAGAAGGAGGGGACAUCAACGAUGCUUUCGACUUCAUCUUCACCAACUUCCAGGAGAGCAACCGCCUCUGGGUUCGCAUCCAGCAUCAAGGCCCUACCAGGGAAAAAGAUCGACGAGAAAGAGAGCGCCAUGAUUUGCGAGUGCUCGUUGGCGCCAACCUCGUUCGACUUAGUCAGCUGGAUGGCAUGACCAUGGAUUUCUACGCGGAGACAGCCCUCCCGAAGAUCCUGGAUCACAUUGUCUCGGUAAAGGACGUGAU
Symbiodinium necroappetens is the source of this 710-nucleotide messenger RNA. The record is from the annotation of a GenBank genome assembly. Lineage: Eukaryota; Dinophyceae; Suessiales; Symbiodiniaceae.